UCAGUCCCUAUUAACGUAAACCAUGAAUUUCAGAGUUAUUAACCUAAACGAUGAUUUUCAAACUCUCUCGCAUAAGCUAAACACCUCUGUGCAUGCCGAAAUAGAGUUCUUGACUACGGAUUUGUUACAUUUUCGAAAUCUGAGUAGAGUUCAAAAGAAUGAACUAAAUGUUCUAGUGAAGGGAAAAUAUGAUCAAAGAAGACUAAUGAACAUUCGGCAAUUGUCUUCUCCGGAAAGACGGGCAUUAGAAUACGGAGAUUCCAUAUUUCUUGAAAGGCCGGUGGUUCUUGGAUUGCCCGCCGGUAAUCGACAAGAUGGAAUUCUUUUGGUUCUUGAUUUUUCGGACGAUGAUGAACAAGACGAAAAUCCGGCGAUUAUUCCAAUUCCGGGCGGUGAUGAAAAAGAUGAAAUGCCGGCGGGCGGUGAUGAAAAAGAUGAAAUGCCGGCGGGCGGUGAUGAAAAAGAUGAAUUGACGGAGGUUCUUGCAGUACCGGGCGGUGAUGAAAAAGAUGAAUUGACGGAGGUUCUUGCAAAAGAUGAAAUGCCGGCGGGCGGCGAUGAAAAAGAUGAAUUGACAGAGUUUCUUGCAGUACCGGGCGGUGAUGAAAUAGAUGAAAUGGCGGAGGUUCUUGGAAUCCCGGGCGGUGAUGAAAUAGAUAAAUUGGCGGUGGUUAUGGACCAAGCCCAAUCAGAGGGCACUCUGUUGAACCAGCCCAUUGAAACGAUGGCCCAAUAUGCAGCGAGGAUAGGGGUGGAAAACCAAAAGUUUGACGGUGAUGUUUGGGACUCGUUUACAAAUUCAUUUUAAUUCCGUUUAAUAUCAAUUACUGCCGUAGCUUACUGGUAAUUGACGCCAGAGUUCGAAACCAAUUUUCAAUCUUUCUUAUUCACUUUUUAGGGUUUUAUUUGCAUUUUUUUAAUUGUUUUCAUCAGUUCAGAGGGUCAUUAGUGACGAUUUGCUUUGUGGGUUUUUCUAAUUCUAAUUCUAAUUCCAAUUCCAAUUUUCAUUAUAUUUUAUUUUUCUAGUAACUAUGAUGCGAGAUUUAGUGUUUGAAAUUUAAGAUUUAAAAUUUUCAGUUUUGAAUUUAGGGUCUAAGAUUUAGAAUUUACGGUUUGUAACUUAAUAUUAA
Molecule: messenger RNA, 1130 nt
Organism: Mercurialis annua (annual mercury)
Lineage: Eukaryota; Viridiplantae; Streptophyta; Magnoliopsida; Malpighiales; Euphorbiaceae
Exons: 2
Coding region: 23-808 (261 amino acids)
Source: RefSeq, a predicted model, not a curated record